CUAUCCUUUUCCUCUCUCCGGGUCUUCGUCCCCUCCUAUCCUCUCCUCCCACCCCGCCGCCGCCGCCGCCGGGGCUCCGCCCUCCUCCUCGUAGCCAAGAUGAAUGUUGACAAGCUCAAGAAGAUGGCGGGUGCUGUGCGCACCGGGGGGAAGGGCAGCGUGCGCAGGAAGAAGAAGGCAGUCCAUAAGACUACAACCACGGAUGACAAAAGACUUCAGAGCACUCUGAAAAGAGUAGGAGUGAACACAAUCCCUGGCAUUGAAGAGGUGAACAUUUUCAAGGAUGAUGUGGUUAUUCAGUUUCUGAAUCCUAAAGUGCAAGCUUCAAUUCCUGCUAAUACAUGGGUUGUCAGUGGAACUCCACAAACAAAGAAGUUGCAAGAUCUGCUGCCAUCAAUUAUCAACCAACUUGGUCCUGACAACUUGGACAAUCUACGGAGGCUUGCAGAGCAAUUCCAAAAGCAGGUUCCUGGUGCUUCUGGUGAUGAGGCUGGUGCCAGUGCUGGAGCUGCUCAGGAUGACGAUGAUGUUCCUGAGCUUGUCCCUGGAGAGACAUUUGAGGAGGCAGCAGAAGAGAAAAAGGAAACAUGACUUUGAUGCAUGUCUACUGUGUGAAGGAUUAUAAGUUGCGCAUUGACAUUAGAGACCUCCGCUCUUAAAAACCUCUGACCUGCCUUAUUUGUGUCAGUGCUCCGGUUUUGUCAUGUACAAGGAUUUGGUCCGAUAUGUUGUUGGAAUUUUACAUCAAUUAAAUGCCUCUUAUGGUUGCCCCCAGUCUU
Oryza brachyantha (malo sina) is the source of this 779-nucleotide messenger RNA. Its product is annotated as nascent polypeptide-associated complex subunit beta-like. The record is from RefSeq and is a predicted model, not a curated record. Gene Ontology annotation, cellular component: cytosol; nascent polypeptide-associated complex. NCBI's taxonomy places the organism in Eukaryota, Viridiplantae, Streptophyta, Magnoliopsida, Poales, Poaceae. The transcript has 6 exons. The coding region runs from base 100 to 591 and encodes 163 amino acids.